Phaedon cochleariae (mustard beetle) is the source of this 3152-nucleotide messenger RNA. NCBI's taxonomy places the organism in Eukaryota, Metazoa, Arthropoda, Insecta, Coleoptera, Chrysomelidae. The record is from the annotation of a GenBank genome assembly.
UUUAAAGUUUUCAAGCAAACAAUUGUUGUAAACUUAUCGUCAACUAACGUGGCAAGAAGCCGACUCGACUUUAGAGUGUUUAUUGAAAUGGAAUGAAAUAUCUUAUUUCAAAUAAUUUUAUUACGGCCUGACAGCUGUGCUGACACUGCUGACAGCAUGAAGCAUGAGUGACGUAGACCUUGGAGUGACGUGACAGUAAUGCAGUGUUGCCACGAACUUUUUACCAUAUUAUACAUGGCGCCGACUCAAAUUAUACACCAAAUUUUAUUUACCAACGAUUCAGAGAUUUUUGAUAUAUAUUACCUAAGAUGCCUAGAGACUGGUGUAACGAGUCCCCUACUCCAUACAAUGAACUGAAUUUUCUAGUAUUUCGAAGAAGUCAGUGGGUAAAAAUAAAAAAAAAAAGAUUGUCAAUGACAUUUGACAAUUUUGACCAAACAUUUGACAUCCAAAUUCCAAGAAGAUUGUUUUUAAUGCCAAGAAGAGAAAGUGGAAAGACUGGAAAGUGACAGCCUGACAGUAGCAGUGCAGACUGCAGCUGUGUUUGUAUAAUUUUAAUGGAUAUAUUAUCCAUUUUCCUAUUAUUGGUACCAUGAUCAAUGGAAUAAUUUAAUCAGUAUUAUAAGGAUCUUUGUAUUGUUAUCUCUAUGUGCUGAUGUUGAUCAAUAGUAAUAUGAGAAAAUCCCAAUAAAUUCAAGUGUAAUGCUUCCUUAUGCUGUAUAUGAAGAGUGCCAAAAUUCGUAAAUGGGAUGAAUGAGGAGGAUCUUGUCAAAAGAUCAGCUGAAGAGCGAGAAAAAAUAUUCAGGAGAUAUGAACAAGGAAGAGAAGGGGCUGAAAUUGAUCCUUGGGAAGAUCCAGGCUUUGAAGUGUACCAUGCCACAGACAGAUAUGGAUUUAUCCAUGAUAAAAGGUUACCUUCAAAAGUGGACCCGCAGGAAGCUAAAAAGCUCCAAAUUGAAGUAGAGCGCCAGAAAAAAUGGCUAAAGAUGCUCAAGAAUUGGGAGAGUACUGCUGUAAAAGAGAAGUUACAUUCACGUGUUUACAAAGGCAUUCCCAGUUCUUUGAGAACAGAAGUUUGGUGUAAAUUAUUGCAAAUAGAGAAAGUCAAGAAAGAAAAUGAGGGUAAAUAUGUGGAAAUGAUGAAACUAGCCAGAAAAUACUCAACAGAUGCUAGACAAAUAGAUUCAGAUGUAAAUAGACAAUUUAGAGAACAUUUGCAUUAUAGGGAAAGAUACAGUAUCAAACAGCAGUCACUAUUCAAUGUUUUAACAGCUUAUGCCAUGUAUAAUUCUGAAGUUGGAUAUUGCCAAGGUAUGUCUGGACUAGCUGGAGUACUGCUCAUGUACAUGAAUGAAGAAGAUGCAUUUUGGGCAGUACAUGUUCUAUUAACUAAUCCAAAAUAUGCCAUGCAUGGACUUUACAAGGAAGGCUUUCCAAAGCUGACCAGGUUCCUAGCACAUCAUGAUCGAAUUUUGACAAAACUAUUAUCCAAAGUGAAAAAACAUUUUGAUAGAAAUGGCCUGGAUGCCAUUUUGUAUUCCCUAAAAUGGUUUUUUGUAUGCUUCAUUGAAAGGGUUCCAUUCAGCCUGUGCUUGCGCAUCUGGGACAUAUAUUUGUUGGAUGGAGAGAGAGUUAUUACAGCAAUGGCCUAUACAAUACUCAAAUUACAUAAAAGACAAUUACUGAAACUCAAUGAUAUGGAUUCCAUAGUAAACUAUAUUCAAGUGAAGUUGUACAAAGACUUCGUGUACGACGAAGACUCCGUCAUCCGUCACCUGGAAGCCUCCAUGGAGGAGCUCAGGCGCCACAAGCUCGACCUGCCCGGCCCGCCCUCCAAGGAGGAACUGCCCAGUCGCCCGUUCGGUCAUUUCGAGCCGCCCACGUUCGAGCAGCUGGUCGGCAUCAGAAAGGAGAAGUUCUCCGAUAAGGAACUUGCGGCCAACGAGAUCGUCGCUCUGGCCAGCGAGGCGGCCAAAGAGGCGGCCUCGGAGAAGGACAGCCAUCUGUCGGUCGGCCUUACAGGCUCCAAAUUCUCGUUCGACCCCAGCACCGACGACGCCAGCUCCCUCCUCGAAUACGACAACACUGGCUCGCGGCGCUCCCUAGCGGACACCAGCGUCACCUCCACGGCCGACCUGUCCGUCUUUUCCGCCGUGACGCGCUCGCACGCGCUCGACAACAGCAUCGACACGCACAGCAACGUGUCCGACAACUCGGUGGGCGGGGCCAGCUCGGUGGGUAGCGGACUUGGCGUGGCUCGCGGCACCAGCGGCCAAUCCACGCCGAGAGCCACGCCCCGUCACCCCAGCCCGGACGUGCUGCGCAUCUACGUGCCGUACUCGCCGUUGGACACGCCCAUCGCGAGCCCGCACAACGGGGAGGUGGUAAGGGUGCCUGGCGGGUUCCCGGAGACGAAUAAGAUAAGGAUCAGGGUGGACAACGACGAGUUGGCGACGCCGCUGGUGGAGCACGGGCAGAUCAAGAGUUUCAGGGUGGAGAGUCAGAUCGAUUUGAAGUAGUAUUAGGUUUUUCGAGCAAUUGUCCAUAUUAGAGUGCCUCGAACAUCUCAUUUUACGCUCUUUGAAAAGUAUGGACACAGUUCUCAUAUUGUUAUUGUUAAACAGCUGAACAAAUAACAUGAGACACUAUAGUUACAUACGCUAUUUUUCCUACAACUGUCAAAAAAGAGGACUUAUAAUGUAAAUGAUUAAAUAAGCGAAAAGCAUGAAUGAAAUGGAAACCGCGUUGAUUUGUUCGCUUGCUGCCUUGCUUGAUCCCUUAAAGGAGCCCAUAGACUACGUUGUUGGUGGAAUGUUUUGUUCGUCGAACAAGUAUGUUCGAACAAAAAUAAGUGUGUGGUAUGUGGCUAGCGAAAACGGUCAUUUUGCAGCCACACACUUCGGUUUUGCGUCGUUUCUGUUCAAACAGACUUGUUCGUUGAACAAAACAGCCUACCAACAACAGAGUGUAUGGGCCCCUUUCAAGCAAGCAUUCAUUCCAUCGAAUAGCAACAACCGUGAAGAAGAGGGUACUUUUUUCACAACUUUUCCGUAAAAUAAUGAAACAGCAUUUUGAUUUUGAAAAAUUGUACAAUUUAGGCACACAAAAUACUUUUAAAAUGUGCAGUUUUUCUGACAGUUGUAGGAAAAUAU